UUGAUGGCAUGGCACGUUCUGUAAGAAUCUUACGUCAGUUUUGUCGAUCAUCGUUCAUCAUCCUUCCGGAGACUUGAAUAUUCAGAAGUCAGAACCAAAAGAAAACACACAGAGAUGGUGAGUUUCAUUAGCGCAUGGUGUUUAGUGAUCGUCUCGUUGUGUUACACUUAUGUCGUUGCACGUUUGGUUCCAAAAGGGAUCAGAAGGAUGAUACUAUUCAUACCUGUCUUCCUCUAUUUCUUCAUAGUUCCUUUAUCAUUGUCCACCAUACAUUCAGUAGGCAUCACCGCUUUCUUCAUCUCCUGGCUCGCUAAUUUCAAGAUCUUUCUCUUUGCUUUUGGACGAGGUCCUCUUGCUUCAGACAGCAAACCCUUAGCUCUCCCUAUUUUCUUAGCCGUCUCUUGCUUGCCUAUCAAGAUUCAUCUGAACCCUAAACCUACCACAUCUUCUUACUCCCAUGGAGGAUCAUCUAGAGAGGGUCUCUUAUACUAUAGCAUAAGGGCAGGUCUUCUUCUUCUUCUGACAAAAGUCUACACGUAUAGCAGCAAACUCCCGAACAAAGCGGUUUUGGCUCUCUACGCAAUUCAUAUCUAUCUCUCCCUCGAGAUCAUCCUCUCUGCCACAGCCACCAUGGUUCGAGCCAUGUCAAGUCUUGAGCUAGAGACACAGUUCAACAAGCCCUACCUGGCUACAUCACUUCAAGAGUUUUGGGGCAGACGAUGGAACCUGGCUGUCAGCGGAAUCCUAAGGCCUACUGUCUACGAACCGAUGGUUCAGCUGUUCUCUAUCUUGGGCCCGAACUGGUCGCAGGCUACUGCUGUUUUUGCCACGUUUGUUGUCUCGGGGCUGAUGCACGAGCUCUUAUUCUUCUACAUGGGAGGGUUGAUGCCGGACUGGAAGGUAAUGUGGUUCUUUCUUAUACACGGGUUCUGCACAACUGUGGAGAUAGCCAUGAAGAAGAAAGUCAACGGAAGAUGGAGACUCCCAACAGUAGUGAGUCGUGUUUUAAUUUUCGGGUUUGUCAUGGUGACUGGUUUGUGGCUGUUCUUGCCCGUGUUUAAGCGUGGAAACAUGUUUGAGAGGAUUCUUGAAGAGUAUGCAUAUGCAGGCGCGGUUGCAGCCGAGAUCAAGAGCAUCAUCACUUCUCUAAUUUAA
Molecule: messenger RNA, 1155 nt
Organism: Eruca vesicaria subsp. sativa (arugula)
Lineage: Eukaryota; Viridiplantae; Streptophyta; Magnoliopsida; Brassicales; Brassicaceae
Source: the annotation of a GenBank genome assembly